GGAUUAUGUGCAACAGUUUUCUGGGGGGAUGAGAGGAGAGGAGCGCGCGGCCACGGCUGUCAGAACAAAGCUUGGAUGCGUCACGGUGGAUCCGCCGCGAGCGUUGUAGAACCGCUGCGUCACGUCGAAGGUUGCUGCUCCAGGUGUCUCUGCGCCAGCGUCCUCUGCUGUUCCCUCCUGACUCACCAUGCCGAUCGACAUGGCGUUGCCUCUGUUCCUGUCCAAAGAGGAGUUUGUCUACAGGACGUCUCCCAAAGCACGCAAACCCGCUCUGAGCUCCUGCCUGAGGUUCCAGCACUCGCACCGCGUGGAUCAGACGGAGCCCGAGGACGCGAGGCCGUCCAUGAAGGACUCGGGAAAAGCCAAGAAGCAGGUGACGUUCGCCGACCACAGAGGCCUGUCCCUGACCAAGGUGAAGGUCUUCUCCGAGUUCAGCGACCCCAUCGACAUCCCCCUGAACAUCCAGGACAUGCUCAGCUCCGCGCUCUCUCUGAGGGCUGAGGAGGACAGUCUGGUGCUGGACUUCGCUCAGCCCUCCUCGGACUACCUGCGCUUUCGGCAGACCCUGGAGAGGAACUACGUCAGCCUGGAGCACUGCGUGCUGAAGGAGAAGGUCUUGGCGGGAACCGUCAAGGUCAAAAACGUGUCCUUCGAGAAGUCCGUGAAGCUGCGCGUCACCUUCGACAGCUGGCGGACCCACAGGGACGUGGACUGUGUGUACAUGAAGGACACGUAUCCCAGCUCCUACAGCGACACCUUCUCCUUCCAGGUGUCUCUGCCGGAGGAGCUGAGGCCUCACGAGCGCGUCGAGUUCGCCGUCUGUUACGAGGUGGAGGGACGCGAGUACUGGGACAGCAACCAGGGGGACAACUACGGCAUCGUCCGGUCCUCCAUGAAGAGGGGCCGCCACCUGGACUCCUUUCACUCUGAGAUUCACUUUGAGCGUUACGGCAGCCCCACCUGUUCUCACGGGCUCUUCCCUGACUGGCCGAGUUACGCGGGAUACGAGAACCUCGGGCCGUACUACUGAACAGGAAGUCAGGAAGCAGGCGUGUUCUGGGGGGGGGGGUUGUCUUUUUUUUUUUGUUUGUUUUUUAAACCUUGAGCUUCUGAUUAAAAGUCGUGUUGCACGUCACAAAACUGCGGACAUGAACCACAGAUCUGACCUGACUGGUUUUUACUCCGGGUUCCUCACAGAAACCUCUCGGAUCAUCAAACAGUCGCAGAUGAAUUUUCUGCCGAUCGACUCGUGGACACGGGGUUUGAGCCGGGCGCCGCUCGGCCGAUGGUUUAAUAUUUCACAGGAGCUGUUGCUUCAGACGGUUUCUCAACGUGACACAGCUGAAGUUUAUCUACUUUCACAACAAUGCAGAAACUACACACGGAGUUACACAACGUCACGUACGACAGAUUUUAACUUUGUGUCCGGUUGGAAUAAAAUGUCUAAUUCAUGUAACUUUAAUUAUCCUUUUAAAGAAGCGGACUGGUUUUACUGGUUGGCUGUGUUUGCACAGGAGAACACAGAACGUGCACGUGUUCGUGGUGUUCAGUGAAGCAGUUUGUCACUCAGAGCGUCUCUGUUUGCACGUGCUCAGUGUGUGAGUGGGUAGUUGUGAAGUGAUCAUCAGUGUUAAGUUAAUUUAAGAAAUGCUGCUCAAUAAAGUCAAAUGUUUUAAGUUGUUCUGUCAUUAAAUGUUUAAUUGUGAUGUAAAACCGUCUGCUGUCUGACCACAGGGUUAAAAAAUAUUAAAAGGACAAUAAAAUUAUAUAUAUUUUUUUA
Molecule: messenger RNA, 1780 nt
Organism: Micropterus dolomieu (smallmouth bass)
Lineage: Eukaryota; Metazoa; Chordata; Actinopteri; Centrarchiformes; Centrarchidae
Gene: ppp1r3b
Product: protein phosphatase 1, regulatory subunit 3B
Exons: 2
Coding region: 188-1030 (280 amino acids)
Biological process (GO): regulation of glycogen biosynthetic process
Cellular component (GO): protein phosphatase type 1 complex
Molecular function (GO): protein phosphatase 1 binding; glycogen binding
Source: RefSeq, a predicted model, not a curated record